This is a messenger RNA of Schistosoma turkestanicum, 11832 nucleotides long. Lineage: Eukaryota; Metazoa; Platyhelminthes; Trematoda; Strigeidida; Schistosomatidae. The record is from the annotation of a GenBank genome assembly.
AAUUUUACCGCUUUAAAUAAAAGAUGAGAUCUGGAUUUCGUUUUUAGUUUAGACGUCUGGUAUUGUAGUUACCCAACCAUGAGUGAUGAAGAAAAUUUGCAGAAACUUUUGACUAUGGGGUUUACGGAUGAGACAAACAUAAGGGCAGUUUUAAAGUCAUGUAAUUCAGAUGUAAAUGAAGCAAUAUCUGUACUGGCUUCUGAAAAUGCGUAUAGAAAAAAUAGUUGCUCUUUCAUUACAGAUAAGAAUAUGGUCAAUAACAAGGAAAUUUCCGAAAAUGACUACACAACAUCGGAAGCUAUUUCAUUUGAUGAAAGCACAAAUCCAGUCGACAAACUAGUUGUGGGGCAUGAUAUAGUCGCAGGAUUUUCUUCACUUGAGUUCAAUAGACUUCAGAGCCGCAUUUUUACGGAACAGUGGGACAUUCCUUGCUUAAGAUCACAAUCUCUUGGUGUUUGCCUUUUGGGUGCUAUUCAUGAAUUAAAGGUUAAUGGUUUAAAAACAUUUGAUUUAUACCCUGAAGUCCAACGAUUUCUUACGACAUGUUUAAAGGAGUGUGUUACCAAGCUAAUGACGUCACAGGCGGUUUUCAAUUGGGAUCGAGAUACUUUGGAAGGUGUACACAACAUGCUGGAGUUAGUGAUCCGUUUAAUUUGUGAAUAUAUGAGCAUAUUAAAAGUGGCUAUUCUUGAGGAGAUUGGGAGAUACAAUAAUAAUGACACAGAAUAUUCUACUGAAUCACAGCCUUCGAAAGCUAAACAUCUUCAAUCUAUUGGUGUUUUAAACUGUGGAGCAUUUUUAUUCACUGAACCUUUCUAUGUACUUUCAAUGAUUUUCGACUGCGAAACAAAUUACCAUCAAUUGUGUCGAGAUAGGAAUAGUAAUACUGGAACGUAUGCAGAUCCAUUCAAUGACUGGAGUCGGAUUACUCGAAAUCAUUUGGAAAAUAUUGUCUUCGCCGAACCAUUACCAAUACCUCGGAAUUUCUACCUUGUCAAUCUACUGAAUUGUUUUGGUAUAUACAAUGGCUUCAGUCUACUUAGUUGGUUUGCAACUCAAUCUUGGUCUAAUAUAAAUCUUACAUCGAUAUUUCUUCUUCCAAUAGCCAAAUGUUGUGAUUAUUUGACUUUUCAUACUUUGAAAAGUUAUGCAGUCAAGGUUAUGUAUCGUGUUAUCUGGCGUUUAUCGAAUUUAUGUAUAGAGGAUUUUAAAGAUAGAGAUUCACGGAUAUUUGAAUUGAUCACCAGCGUUCGAGUGUUAACAUAUCGCUUGAUAGAUUUAAAUGCUGCAGAUAACCUUGGUUCUCUAUUAACGGCCGAAGAAUGUAGUUCUUGCUUAGGUGGUUUAAUGUUCACGGUUUUUGAACCGACUUGGGAUGAUGUUAUCUUACGAUAUGACAAAAACAACUCUAAUCAACGACUAAAUGAUCAUGUAUCAUUGUUUUCUAUUUCUGUAAUUGAUAAAUUACAUUACAGUGUAUUGCUUACAGCUAUAUCACCACCACAAGGUGUAGGUGGUGCAACGUUUAAUGGACGUAUGAUGGCUUUAAGAGAACUUACACAACAAUUAGAAAUAUCUAAACAGUUUGAAAAUGUUAAUAAUUCAUCUGGUAAUUGGAAUAGAAAUGGUCAAAAACGAACGCGUCCAUCUGUUUCACUUACGUCAGCUAGUCUACUAGCUACAGAAAAUACUGCUUUCCUAGCUAAACGUCAACGUAGACGAGUGUUACGCUUAGAUCAGUUAACAUUUUGGAUUCGGGAUAAUGAGGUGAUAUCCAAAUCGCUACACAAAUUGGAUAAUACAGCAUAUAUGGCUACUUUGAGUAAUUUUUUCCGAUCUCUUGGUGAACGUAUUACAAAUGAUGAUUUAACAACUUUAUGGCAUAGAACAUCACAUCAAAAUAGUGCAGCAGUAGAUAAUAUAUUAAAUCUUCUUACAGAUUUAGCAUCGUCUCGAUUUACUCAAUCACAGUUGAAGCACUUAUUUUUUCUUGUUGAACUGAGCUGGAUGAAUCUAGAUCUUCAAGCUAUUUCACAAAUUUUUCCUGAUAUUAAAUCUCAUAACAAUAGAAAAUCGAAAGCAUCCCUUAUCCCAUUACCUCCACCGGAUGAACCGUCUGUUAUACGUCAUGCACGUGCCAGACUAUUGAAUAUGCUUGGUAGGAUUGGAAUAUUGUCCAGAGAUCCUAAUACGGCUGACAUGUGUAUAGAAUUAUUAUGGCGUUUAGCUCAUUCAAACUAUUCAGAAGAAGCAAAAGAUUUCUCUAGACAAAAUCAAAAAUUAAAGAAGUCAUCACCACAAAAGAUCACUUUUGUAGAUCGUAUUCUUGCUUCACAUGGGCACAAAGUAGACUCGAUAGAUUCUACUGCACCGUUGGAAUUUCAAAAAUAUAUGCAUCCUGAACCGAUUGAAGCAGCUUUAGCUCAACAAUUAGUUAUUAUUCGUGAAUUUCAUUGUUCUGGUGUAGAGCAAAGAAUACGAGCAAUGCGCUGGUUGUUAGAAGCUGUAGGUCAUAUAAGCAGAAAUUCCCUGACAUUUUUUAUGUUAGCCUAUCUAAAAUCCUUAUUGGAAUUUAUAUUGAAAAAUUUUGUUGGAAAAGCUAAACGAGAUCAUCUUCAUGAACUUAAUCGUUCACAUGAAUUGAUAACUCGUGUUGUCGAUUCUUUAUUACAUUAUGAAAAAUGGGCAAUUUCAUCGCAUGGUGAUCUCUUAACUGCAGAUAGCUUAGAUGUACUUGGUUUCAGGCAUAGUGAUGUAAUCAAACGACAUUUUGACCUUUUGAAUUUUUUACUGCGGAAUGCUGAACUCACAUUGAGCGUUGAACGUGCAAAAGCUUUAUGGGAAACAUUGAUUGGUCAAACACGUGCUGCGCCAUUUGAUCGUGAGCAAGCAUUUAUUUGGUUUUCAUCCUGUUUAAAUUUUCUUGACACUGAUGCUCAAUCAUUUGUUUUCACGAAAGUUAUCUUAAAAUCUAAUCCAGCUUUAUUCCGUUCAAUUGCUGGUUUUGAAUGUUUCAAAGGAUUUUUCGAGAAAGUCAAUUUGAAUGAAGGUCGUAUGAAACAAGUAGCAAAAUCAUGGCACGUUGAACGACCAGAUUUAAUUGGUUUAGAUUUUCUGUGGGAUUUAUAUCUUGCUUUGCCGUCGAGUGACGCAAGCUUAGAUGGUGGACAUUCAAAUCGUCCUGUAGAUAAGUCGACUUUUGUUGAUAAAUCAUGUGACAGUAAAGCAGGCGUUGAUGACUCCUCAUCGAAACAACAGCAGGUUGGAGCAUUCAUAGCAUCAACAUCUUCAUCAGCAAAGUCACCGACAGACGCUGCAAAACCAGCCAGAUUACUCUUAUUAAAUGUACACUGGGGUCAAUUAGCACCGAAAUUAAGACGAGAUCCUGAAUCAUGUUAUCGUCGUUUCUUUGAUACUUGUAGACGACGAUUAGAAACUAAUUACGCUUUAGGUCGUGGUUUAAUCACAGAAUAUGGAAUCACAUCAGUUUUAGCAGAGACUGGUGAAUUGUUAGCUUCAUUAAUGCUUGGAAUCGGUCCUGCUACUAAAGCAAAACAUUGUACUCGUACUGCAGCUAAACUGGCUAUACGCCGUUUAUUAGGUCUAGUUUAUGCAUAUAUUCAAUCGGUUGAGGAUGAAAUGUUUGGUUCCCGUGCUCAGUAUCCAAAUUGGAAACCUCAUGGUUGUACUUAUCGAGGUUGGGAUAUGCAUUUACUCUUGAAUAUUGAAACUGUUAAGCAAGGACAACCAGUUGUAUCUGUAACUAAUCCUAUGCCAAUAAUUGAAAAUCAGGCAAGAAACAAAUUAUCCACAUGUUCUAACGAUUCACAAUACUCUGGAAAUCAUGAAUCUAUGUCAUUGUUAGUACAUUCAAAUGAACCACUUAGUUCAGUUAGAGAAAGAGCUAAUCUUUUAUCGAUUGCAUAUUUAUUUAAUUGUCAAUCGAAAUCGAAUAAUCAGCAAGAUACUGGUCAAUUUUCACCGUGGACAAUGGCUACUUUAUCGCUUCAGAAAGAGCCGCAGCCGAAAAUUUCGAUUCUGCGUGAAUCGAAUCAAACGAUCAAAAAGACUAUUUUUUCACAUGAUACAUCCGGUCAGAGAAAUGAAGUGAAAUCAGUUAGUAAAGAUAAUUCCUAUGAGCUUUUAGAUAAUGUUUUGAAUCGCAAACCUAUUGGUGAACUUGGUUUUCAAAUUAAUCGUCAGUUGAAUGUUCGAUUUUAUGCAGAAUCUAACAAUCGUGUACGUAAUCGCGUUAGUAAUAUAAGUGUAGUUUCUUCUUCUACUGCUGUCUCAAUACAAGGUCUAUCCAAUAGUUCACCUUUUAAUAGUUCAUUUUCAUUAGCUGGUCCUUAUUCAUCCACUUUGGAAUUGACCAAUGAAUGUUUAAAUAAUUCUACAAAUAUUUCAAAAAAAUCUUGUUUAUCAAAUGAUGAAUCUUCGGGUUUUUUAAGUAAUUUUCGUAAACGUCUCGAAAUACCAUCUACAGUACAAAUGAAUCAUCUUAUCAGUAGAGAUGCAUCUGUGCUUAGUUUAAAUGCAAGUCAAAUACUAACUGAUUCAUCAGUAGAUUUAAACAAUCCGAACCAAACAGUUACUUCAACUAAUGUUAAUAUAGUUCUACCAAGUGUUUGUUUAUCAAAUGAUUCAGCAGUUUAUGAACUUUUAUUUGAAUUAGCUGAAUCGGAACUAUUUUAUCUUAAUUCAUCAUUUUCAACACAAUCAAGCAGUCGAAAUAAAAAAGGUCAUUCAUCAACAACAUCAACAUCAUCAUCAUCGUCAUCAUCAUCAUCAAUAAAUUUAUCGUUUGCUAGUGCACAAUUUCCAUCAACAUUUAGUUUUCUUCAUCCUGUGCGAUUAUUAUUAGCCUGUUUACCAACGUAUAAAACAAUUCGUCGUGGGCAUAAUGGUAGUAGUGGUGGUACACAUUUACAAUAUAAUUUAGUAUGUAAUCCACAUAUGCUUCUCAAUGCCUCCCCAUGUCGUGUUUUAUAUAAAUUACAACUAUUGAGUUCUGCGUUGAUUCCUCUAGAUACAAGUCCAUGGUGGGAAAUCUCUCCAGGCUGCUUGCUCUCACCACCGUCUUCAACUUACUUAAUAUCUCACCCACUUCCAGUGUCUGUUAUUUCAAGAACUCACAAAGAAUUGGAAUCUCUUUCGGAAAACAGUAAUCUUGAAUCAAAUCCAACUAUUAGACGAUCUUCUCAUUCUCGUACUCCACCUCUAGAUGAAGAUCGUCAAUCUAAUUGGUUUCUGUCAGUUGAUGCAAUAAAUGUAAAUUCACAAGUAACGAAUUCAACUUCAGCACCAUCUUCACCAGUGAUUUCUUCACGUCGUCAUUUAAAAAAGUUAACUUCCUUCGUACCUUCAAGUGAUUUUUUCUCUUCCAAAGGAAAGUCUCACAAAGAUGUACCAAAAGAUUUGAGUCUAGUUGCUGAUGCUCCACUUAUUGAAUAUCUUCAAGCAUUAGUUCAAUUACUUGAGAGAAAUUUGAUUCCUUUAUCGUUUGGAUCACCUCAAAAGUCUAAUGCUUCGGUCAAAAAGCAUAUCCCUGCAUUUCCAUUUGCAUUCCGAUCCAAUAAUGCUGCUCAUCGUCAAAUCAUUACUGGUGAAAAUGUGUUCUUCCCAUGUGAUUUUUCACCGAACACAGCGACAGAUAAUGCGAACUGGUGGAGGCGUGAAGUGCGACAUUUGUGCUUACAAUUGAUAGCUUCAUUGUUAAAUCCAAUCACUAUAGUGAACAGUGAUGAAUUUAAAACGACUGUUCAUAAUACUUUGUCUGAACCAUUAUAUACUAUACCAUCUGAUUCAGUUGUCUAUCACAUGACUCCUUCAUUAGCAUUUAAUUUAUUAAAUAAUUUAUUAGAAACUGCUCUAAUCAGUGCUGGUAUCGACAUAGAAUUACUUAAUUCCGCUACGACAUUAACAAAACAAAAUUCACAACAAUUAUCAAAUAAUUUUUACUAUUCAUCUGUGCAUAAAUCAUACAUGUUUUUACCACAUGUUGAUAGUAAAUCAGGUAUUGCUGGUGUAAUUGAAGAAAUUUCUUAUUUUGGACGAAAAAUUUUAUUUCAAGAUGUUGAGAUCAGUGUACAGUGUAUUCGAUUAUAUUUCCAAUGUAUCGUUGCUUAUCCAAGUGUAUUCGUUCAUGCUCUAUUGAAUUCAACAAAUUUGGAGAAUAAAUUUAUUCAGUUAUUAGUGUAUUCAUCGUCUACCAGAAUAAGAAAUGAAAUGGCUCGACAACUGGAACAGUUAUUGAUUCUUGUAUCACCUUUCCUUUUCACUGGUCCUACUUGUUAUACCAGAAAUAAUUCACCAUCUAUUCCGCAUUCGUCUUACUCUUCAAUUUGUUCACUUCAUGGUUAUAUUCGUCAUCCUGAAAUAUUAAAUCUUAUUCUUAAAACUAUACUUGAUACACCAUUACCAUUUUUCGAUGUGAAACUCCUCAACACUAUGUCAUUGCCAGCAGUAAAAAUUCUAAUUAGUCAAUGUGCAGAAUAUUUUCGUGUACGUGGCUUUUUACUUGGUCAAACACCUCCUCAGAUUCUUAAAAGAAAUUUCAAUACAAAUCAUAUUACUAUUCUUCAAAAUGAUUUAUUAUGGUUUAAAGAAUUGAUGGAUUUUGAUGAUAAUAAUAAUGUACAAUGUUAUGAAAAUGAAAUACUGAAUGAUUGCCUACUCGCUGGCCAUUUAGAUUCAGUGCGUUUAAUUUGUGCUCAAGUCAUAGCAUGUCUUAGUAGUCAUUGCCAGUGUACAAUCAUGAAUCAUCAUUUCUCAUCCAACGGGGGUCGAACAUCAAAUAUCGAUAAACCAGCAUCUGGAUUAGUGAACAUUUUUAACAAUAAUAAUCAUAAUCAUAAUCAUAAUAACAAACUGAAUUAUUUGAAGCAUGAAUUUCUCACUAACAUUAAUCAUCUGUUACCACCAAUACAAUUGUUGAAAGCAAUCAAUAAUUCAAAUCAACUUGUCAUUAACAAUGAAGAAACUAAUCAUCAAUCGAUAAUGUUAAGCAAAGAAUUCACGGAAAAUCGAAUACCGAUUCAUUCAUCUGUGGUGUUAAAAUUAGCAACUGAUUGUAUACAAAUAGCAAGAGAUUUUAUUUAUUAUCUUAUUGUAGAAUGUUUAUUUCCAGCGGCUAGAUAUUUACUUUCCGAUGCUAAUGCUAAAGAUUUAUUAUUAUAUGCUCCAUUGAAUAAGAAAUUGUCUAAACGUGAACGUCUGCGAAAAAGUUUAUCAAUUUUAAAUAAAAAUUGUAACUUACCACAAGUGAAUGUAUUCAACAGUCUUCGACCUAUGACAAAAGAAGUAUCAUUGUCAUUUUUAUGUUUUAUAUGUCGAAUAGAUUGUCAAAGUUUAGAGAAGCUUGUUAAUUUACUAAUUCUACUACAUCAUUCACAUAAAUCAGAUCAAAUUACUUCAACAGCUGAUGAUAUACAAACGUCGAAUUUGCCUAAUUCAACUCAUUCAUCAUCUGGAUCAACAUUUGAUCAUAGUUCAUCUAAAUCUAUUACAGAAAAAUCUCUACAUAAACAUACAACUAGUAAAAUACCAAUUAUAGAAGGAAAAUCUGGUGUUCAUUGGGAUGUGCAGCCUAUUGUAGCUGGACGUGCAAAAUGUGGAUUUGUCGGUUUACGUAAUGGUGGUGCAACAUGCUAUAUGAAUUCAGUGUUACAACAGUUGUUUAUGCAACCAGGUGUACCGGAAACAUUGUUAGCUGUUACCGAUACUGAUGAUACCGAUGAGAAAAAUAUUCUAUUUCAAACUCAACAAUUAUUUGGUCAUUUACUUGAAUCUCAAAUAGAAUAUUAUGAUCCAGUUGGAUUUUGGAAAAGUUUUCGACCAUGGUCAACUGAUAUUGAAGUGAAUCCACAUGAACAACAAGAUGCAUUUGAUUUCUUUCAAGCUUUAAUUGAUCAGUUAGAUGAUGAAUUAAAAAAAAUGAAAAAGGAACCAUUUUUCCAAAAUUUAUACCAAGGUAUAUUUCUUGACUCUAAAUUCUGUGAUGAAUGUGAUCAUCGUUAUGAUCGUGAAGAAGUAUUCAGUGCAAUUAAUUUAGCUGUUAAAGCUAAUGAUUUACAUGAAGCGUUAAAUCAAUUCGUUCGUGGUGAAGUACUUGAAGGUGACAAUGCUUAUUAUUGUGAACGUUGUUGUGUUAAACGCCGUGCAGUUAAACGUUUAUCUAUUCAUUCAUUACCUCCAGUAUUGUGUUUACAUUUGAAACGUUUCGAUUUUGAUUGGGAUCGACAAAUACCUAUUAAAUUUUCACAUUAUUUCAAAUUUCCAAGACAAUUAGAUAUGAGUCCAUACUUAACUGGUUCUACAUUGAAAUUUCGAUCUUCCGCGUUUUUCUCCUCACAUUCAUCAACGUCAGCUUUAUUACAACGUGAAGCUAAAGAAGCCAGGUUUACACCGAAUACAAUAAAUAAAAAACAAAAUGAUAACGAUAUCACUGAUAAAACUACUAUAGAAACUGUAGAAAAUCCUGUGACAUUUUCCAAUUCUCCACCAUCAUCUCCAACUGAUUCCACAGAGCAUUUAUUCAAUGCCUCAGAUACAAUAAUCACUUCAACUAAUGAUAAUUGUGUUGAUGAGCUGACAAAUGUGAAUUCAGACAAAACAUUAACAAGUGAUACUACAUCAACUUUAAAUAUAUCUUUAUCGCCAACAUCAUCAGCUGAUCAAAAAAAGCAUGAAAAUUUAUACAGACUUGUUGGUAUUGUUAUUCAUUCAGGCCAAGCUAAUUCUGGUCAUUAUUAUUCAUUUAUUAAAGAUCGUCGUGGUUGUAGAAAUGAACAAUUAUUUAGUUCAUCAAUGAUCAAUCAACAUUCUAAUGAAUUUAUACAAAAUAUUUUAAAAUCUAAUUUGGAGACUAUUAGUGAAACUAAAAAUGAAGUGGAUAACUUGCAAGUAAAUACUUCUACUCCUAUCCUUACAAAUACUACUACUACGUCUACUUCUACUACUAAUAAAAAUGAUAAUAAUCUUAACAAUCAUCAAUAUAUGCAAGAUACAGAACGUUGGUAUCGAUUUAAUGAUACAUAUGUUGAACCUAUUGAAUUGACAGAUGAACUACUUGAACAUGAAUGUUUUGGCGGAACGUAUAAAGUUGCUGGAAAUGAUGGACGAACUGUUGAAUCUCGUACCAGAUAUUGGAGUGCAUAUCUUUUAUUUUAUGAAAGAGUAGAUAUGAACUCUUUUUCUUCCACUAUGAGUAAGGAGGUAGAAGAAAUGGAAAAAAUAACCGGUGAAAAAGAGCAACAAAAUCUUCAAAUGAUGACUGAAUGCAAUAAACAAGAAUCUAAUUCACAAACCAUUGAUAUUGAUCAGAAAGAAGUAGAAGUUCUCAAUCCAUCAUCCAAUAUGGAUGGACAAAUUGCAACAACAACUACUGAGACAACGGAUUCAACAGUAGCUACAACUGGUAGUACUAGUAUCGCGAAGUCAAUUCCAAUGCCUACACGUAUUGCUCAAAAAAUAUGGACAGAGAAUAUGACAUUUCUACGUGAUCAAAAUAUUUACUCCCAUGAAUAUUUUGAAUUUAUACGCGAACUAUGUGAAGGUAUAUUGUCUGAUGUCAGUAGUUUACGUGAAGAACCGGAACGUGGUGUGCUCGGUACAAAAUUAUUAUCCCAUUUCUUGUUCAAUACAUUUCUAUGCCUACAUUCUCGUAUGAAACUCAAUAUUGCAUUGAAAUCAAACGAUUCAUCAUUGAGUAGUUUAUCUACGAGCAGUGUGACAGAUUUAAUCGCAAAAUUGGAUUCUGACUUACUUAACUUAUUAACUCGUUUAGCUACAACACAUCCUAGUGCAACACGUUGUUUGAUGCAUUUUUUGUAUACCAGUCCAAGUCAGCCAUGUUUAGUCUCGAUGCUUUUGCAUCCCAAACCGGUAGCACGUCAACAAACCGCAAAUAUGAUUCUUGCAAUAUUACAAGGAUUUUAUGCUUUCAAAGAAACAAAUAUACUUGAUGGUACGUUAACUGGCUUAAUUAACUAUCUACUUGGUUUAUUUGAAAAUGGACAAAUAGUUGAACAUUUAACAGAAGCCGGUGCUUUAUUCGGUCUACUUCGUGGUUAUGCUGAAAUGUGUCCACAUGCUACGGUACACUUAUCUAAUUUAGGAGCAACCAAACGAAUAUUGAACUUUUUCAUUGAACCAGAUAAUAUAAAUUCAUCUGACUCCAAUCAACAAUCGCCUGUCUGUAAUGCAUCUUUUACUGGGAAUGCACCGAAUUGGUCUCAUCGGUUACGUGUAUGGAGUCCAAUCCAACAUAGAGAAAUGGGUAAUCUGUAUUAUCUUCUUACUAUCCUACUACUUCAAACAUCGUUUGAUGCAUACAGGGUUUUAGAUCCGCAAUCACUGAAUGACAUUAGUAGUAGUAGUGGUACAGCAGCACAUGAACCAUCAUUGUAUCGUCAAACAACACAAAGUCGUUUAUUACUUCGACCACAAAAAGAAACAGUACUAUGGCUUGGUUUAUCUAUGCCACCUUUAUUAAUAAAUCAUGAUAUCAAACAAGUCAGUAAUAAAACAGAUACAUCCAAUAAAACUGAUGAUUAUCAUUAUUAUUCUUCUACUCACCUUGUCGGACUCUAUAGAUUAUGUGAAAUUCUUUUAAAAGCAUACUUAGAAAAUCCUAUUGUACUAAAUUUAACUUCACUUGGUCUUGAUGAAAAAGGCAAUUUGAAUUGUGGUAGUGCGUCUAAAAUCAUCAAUUCAACAAGUUGUAUUAAUGCAACAACAGGAUUGAAUUCCAAUGAACUACCGAAUAUUGUUGGAAAUGAAUCUGUAUCUCUUAGACAACGUAUACGUGAAUUAAUGUUGCAUAUAGCAGGAAAUUCAUGGGAUACAUCACAAUGCUUCAUUAUAUAUUUACUUGAUCGCAUACGCAAUCGACCACAAUGUGAAUUAAGACAAUACUUUGAUCUAUUAAAUGAACUUUUACAUCUUACCGACUGUAUUCAACCAGCUAGAAUUAUAGCAGUGAUUGCAGGAUUAGUGAAUCAAAAAAUUUAUAAAGAUAAUGAUAAUAAUAAUAAUAAUGAUAAAUGGAUUUGGGCACCACGUCCCAAUGGAGAUCAACAAUUAUGGGCAUGGAAUAAAAUAGAAAUAAAUAAUAACGAUGAUAAAAAUGAUAAAUCUGAUCAUGUGGAUACGCGAGAUGUGAAUCCAGCUGCCAAUCAAUACGGACCUCCUGAAGUUCUUGGUCUUUUGGAUUUAAUUCAUGCAGACUAUAGUCGUGAUCCUCGACGUGCUUAUCAGUGUACUAAAUUCAUUGUUGAAUUAUCAACUCAAAAUACUGCUGUAGUAAAUUAUUUAUCACGUUAUCCAAAUAAAUGGGAGCCUAUUGUAAAAUGGUUGAAAAAUCUUAUGGACUCUACCACAGAUGAACAUUCGAGUCGUAAAAAUUCACUUGAUCUGCCUAGUUCACAUUAUCUUAAUGAUAGCGUGGAUAAUCGUAGAGAUGUGAUACAUAAUGAUUCAGGAGGGAUUUAUAUCGAUAUUCCAACAGGUUUUACAACCAGUCAAAAAAUUGGUUCUCAUUUGUCAAAUAGUUUUCAUCAAGCUUCCAAUGAAUAUAAUGAAACAUCAACUGGUUUUCAACGUACAGUAUCAGCCCAGAAAACACUGCAUGAUGCAACUCAUCUACUUUCUACUAUGCCACAAACACAUCAUGUCAAUAGUGCUAAUCCACCGCCGACAGGUUUAUCAUCCCCGCUAACAACAACAUCAAUGAUGACGCCAUCAACUAGUGAUCGUCUUGAUGUUGACAAUGAUGAAGCAGACGAUGAUAAUGAUAAAAAGUCUAAUUUAUUUCUUAAAUUGUCUACCUAA